UCACCUUCGAUCGAUAGUUGGGACUCUACAGAGUCCGUAAAGUUAUCUGUACACGAGAUUCUUGAUUUGCCCGAACCGGGUACGGAGAUCAACCCCAUAGUGGUUGAAGAUGAUCCUGCUCCAUUGGGCUCGGCUUCCAACCCUAUUGUGAUCCAUGUUGACGAGGAAUGGUGCCAUGAUAACGCAGAACAGCUUAGCUCUGGUGACGAUACCGACAUAAUGACGCCUGCCUGCGAGGACCCAGAUGAGGUUGGAGCUUUGGAACAGUCAUCCGUGAAUCGUUCUCGCUUAGCUGAUGAAGCAACGAAGGAAAAAACAUUCAGAUUCUUGGAAGAUCAAUAUGUUGCUGGAUUUGGGGACGGCCAAAGUAGUCAAGCAGAAAGCGGUCAAAGCAAAAUCCAAGGCAUCUUACCCAAAGUCGAGGAGCCCACACCGGUUUGCAAUAUACCUGAUACCCGCUCUAUGAAAGGCCGAUUUGGAACGCAGAAAAGUCCAUACGGCACUGACAUAUCUACCGUGAAGGAUCCAUCGCAAGAUUCUUGUGAUCGAGAACCAAUGAAACGCAAACAUGAGGACCACGAGGGCGUUUCUUCAGACCCCAGAAGAUCCAAAUGCAUGAUCAAGAGGGCCAGAAAAUAG
Messenger RNA from Penicillium cinerascens, 639 nucleotides. RefSeq lists its product as uncharacterized. NCBI's taxonomy places the organism in Eukaryota, Fungi, Ascomycota, Eurotiomycetes, Eurotiales, Aspergillaceae. The record is from RefSeq and is a predicted model, not a curated record. The annotation marks the transcript as partial. The transcript has 3 exons.